CGCUAGGGACAAUUCGUUACCUGCCCUACAGCUAAGACUUUGGAUACGUGCCAGCAGCGAUGAAUGGGGAAAUCGAGGUGGUAAGAAGUUCUACCGUUCAGAAAAACUUUUUAAAGUCACCAUCAUGUAGACCAGUUCUCCAAGGCACAGACCAUCUCACUUCCUCAGAUCUUUCAGUGCACAGUACGGCCAUUCCCCGAAUGACGGAAGUCGUACGCUCCGAUAUGGAACGUCUUUCUGAUAUAGCCAUUGGAAAUAGCACUGCACCUGAAGCCUUUGAGAAUGCUCGAAAAGAUCGUGACCGCAAUCCCCCGAAUAGCUCUGGCAUUAAUUUAGCACCAGUGUCCUGCCAGGGGUGUCAAGUAUCUACACCUUUAACUGAAGUUAGUAACUCACUAUCUCUUGGAUCACAAUUGACCAGUUCUGGUGUAACUAACUCUGAAGAUCUGAACAAAAAUCACUUUUUGUCUCUGAUGAAAUCAAACUCAGAACAUUUGGAUAAAAUCUCAUCCGCGUCAAGUAUUGAUUUUGGAAAACUCACUUGUGGUCGUCCUGAUGGACAGUUAUGCGAAUCAGAAUAUCGAAACAAAAUAAACAAAACACACAAUCUGACUUCUCUUGUUGAUCACCUGACAGAUGCUAAUUGCUUACGUGCUAACAAUCUCAAUAAUGAUUAUCGUUUAAUGAGAGCAGCAUUAGAAUCUGGUGUUACAACCGAUAUACUUACAGGGAUCAGCCAAAAAAGUGACACAAAGUGUAUUGAAGCUGAGUCGGACAAUCUGGAAGCUUCAACCGAGUUCGGAAUACCAAAUAAUGCAUGGAAUCAUCGAAGUUGUGCAGGGGUUGCUUCUACUGACCAUAAUUUUUCAUUUGUCGGGGAAGCAAUCACGUCUCUUAUGUCUAACACAGAAAUAGAUCAAGACGGCGUUUUGAAUGACUCUCACUGUAGUAACAUCUUCCCCACCGUUCAUAGCAACACUAUCACUGCGGCUGUUGCGGCCAAGCGCCCAAUCACAGGAGCUCACCAAACGGUACGCUAUCCUGCAAUUAAUAAGGGGGGUAUGUGGCCAACUAGUUCUAGUGGAUUGUCAAACUCUACACUUGGGUACAUGGUUACCAAUGCAUGGAGCAGCAGUAGUACAAGCGUUUCUGCCAAGUCGGGUAAUAAUCUUGCCACUGAUUCAAAUCCUCCGACGGUUUCUGAUUUCUGUGGAAAUGAAAGUAGUACUAUUUCGUGGUCUCAAAAUUCGUCAGUUCACCAAACGCUUCAGAAGCCCAGCACCCAGAAUAUUCCUGGUAUGGUAGGAAGUAUGGGUUUUGGUAAUGGAAUUACUAACGGUUAUUUAAAUCGAACGGCUGUGUCUGUCUGUCUUGGAUCAGCAUCUACAACGGGCGUCAGCAUUACCAGUAACAAAGCAAACGAGACAGGUCUUUCAAAUAUAUAUAGUAUGUUUCCUAAGCGCCCCCAACACCGAAUGAUGGCACAUUGGCAGCAACAGCAACAACAUCACCAAAAUUCACAACAAGUACCCUUAGGAAAGAGUCUUAUGAACAUGGUCACAAAUAAUAUUCAAUUAAAUGGCAUCCGUGGUGGUUUAACUGGAGUAAAUUCCACUCUCUCAGCUCUCCCAAAUGGUUGUGAAGAUUCUGGUGUAAAUAACAGCACUGGAGGUUUCAGUAACAAUAUUAUCCAGUCACUAAACAAUGUUGGGUCCUCAUCGUCUGCUAGUAGUUCAAUGGUUAUGUGUUCUGGGGACUCUUUCACAAAUAACUUGUCAUUUAAUACUCCAACGUCAGAAAGUUCGCUAGAUAAUUUCAAGUACGGGUUAGAUCAACAACUUAUGGAAGUCAUCAAGUCUUUUGAAAUAACUAGCAUUGGAGGUUCUAAUUUUUCUUCGAAUGCCACUAGUACAUCUAUGGGAGGUAUUGAUGAUAUGACGUUGUCAUCUGGUUUCGGAGAGGUAGACCAACAAAUAUCUGGUUUAAAUCCUGCAAACCAAAUACCUGUUUUGGGCUCAUCGUCAAUACACAACUCAACACCUAUUAUAAAUGGUUCAAAUAACCAAAGUUCGAGUUUUAAUAGUCUUUCUGGCUACAGCGGAGGCUCAAUGAUGGGUUCGGUUGGAAUGACAAGUCCAUACUCAAUGUUCGCAAAUAUUUUCACUCGUGAAGAAGGAUUUUCACGCAAAGUAUUCGUUGGAGGUCUCCCACCCGAUAUAGAUGAAGAGGAAAUAACCACUGCUUUUCGUCGAUUUGGUCCUUUAAUAGUUGACUGGCCUCAUAAGACUGAGAGUAAAGCAUAUUUCCCACCAAAAGGCUAUUGUUUCCUGUUAUUCCAAGAUGAACGAUCUGUUCAAAGUCUUAUUAAUGCUUGUAUUGUUGACGAAGGAAAAUACUAUUGGUGUGUAUCAUCACCUACUAUGAAAGAUAAACCUGUUCAAAUUCGACCGUGGAACUUAGCGGACUCUGAUUUUGUUAUGGAUGGUUCACAACCAUUAGAUCCUCGCAAAACAAUCUUCGUUGGAGGUGUUCCACGUCCACUUAGAGCUAUCGAACUUGCCCUAAUAAUGGAUCGUUUAUAUGGCGGCGUUUGUUAUGCUGGAAUCGAUACGGACCCAGAAUUAAAAUAUCCUAAAGGUGCUGGUCGUGUCGCCUUCUCAAAUCAACAAAGCUAUAUCGCUGCAAUUAGUGCACGAUUUGUGCAAUUACAGCACAAUGAAAUUGAUAAACGAGUUGAAGUUAAACCAUAUGUUUUGGAUAAUCAAAUGUGUGAUGAAUGUCAAGGUACUCGUUGUGGAGGUAAAUUUGCUCCAUUCUUUUGCGCUAAUGUUACUUGCCUUCAAUAUUAUUGUGAACAAUGUUGGGUACAGAUACAUAGUCGUUAUGGUCGUGAAUACCAUAAACCUCUAGUCAAAGAAGGAGCUGAACGUCCUCGUCCUGCACUGUAUCGAUGGUAGAUUCAUGCAAGCGUGUUAUUCUUUUUAUCAGCUUGUUAUAACUUUCAGCAUGCUUAUUUCAUGAAAAUUGAAAAUGUUUCUUCUGAUCUCAACCUCUGACUGUUAUGGUCUUCAACAUUUGAUAUUCUCUUGUCUUUAUUUCAUUCAUUGAAUGCAUUCUUUAUUCUGUAUUUUUUUCCUAGUAUUUCUCUUAGAGAGAUGUAUUGCCGGUUUAAGUCCUCUUUCUAUGUCAAGCUAUCAAAUAGCCACCUUUGUAAUCAAUCAAUCAAUAUCCUUGACAAAGAGAAAUUCAUUUAAUAAUAAAAUUAGCGAUCAAUGAGUUAAAACAUUUUUAGAUAAAGUCUGUUUAAGUUGAUGUUUCCAAAAAGAAAAUUUCUUUCCUUAAAAUAUCAGUCUGCUUUCUUGUUGCCAUUUCCUAGUCUGUGAUUUGUCAUUUACCAAAUGCUAAUGACUUGUUGUUACUCUCUAUCUAUCAAUUUAUCUACUAAGCAUUCAUUUUCAUAACACAAAAUAAUCCAAUUUUAAGUGUCAUUGAGAAAAAAAAGACAUGCGAAUUGCAUAACUUUGCUAACAUUAUUAUUGUGUUAUCAUUUUUCAUCAUCAUCAUCAUCAUCAUCAUCAUCAUUAUCAUUAUCAUUAACAUCAUUAAAUUACUCAUUCUUUUCAUCUGCUGGUUUAGCUUGGAUGGUAAUGUUUUCUUUUCCUACAUUUAUAUAUUUUUAUCCCAUUUGUUUACUCUCUUGUUGGGGUUUUUGAGAACAAGAUAAGAUUGUUGUUGUUGGUUUUUUUUUUUUAAUUUUAAGAAAAAACUGUGAUUCAUUCUUAGUCUAGUUUUCUAAAAAAAUAAAAAUCCCUCGGCUCUUCAGAAAUUCACUUUGUCAUUUCUUCUAAUGUCUGUAGAUAAAUUUCUUUCAUUUUAGCUCGCUUCAUGUUUUUUUUUUUGUGGUUGAAUUGUGAUUCUUUCUUUCUGAAAUUUAUUUGUUUACACCUUUAAAAAGUACCUUAUUCACUUGUGUUUUUUUGUCGUUUUGGUUUGGUUAGCUCUUUCGUAUUAUUACGCUUGAUAGUAAUAAUAAUAAUAACAAUA
Schistosoma turkestanicum is the source of this 4044-nucleotide messenger RNA. Lineage: Eukaryota; Metazoa; Platyhelminthes; Trematoda; Strigeidida; Schistosomatidae. The record is from the annotation of a GenBank genome assembly.